AUGGAAGAAGGGGAAUGGACAUUUUUUUACAAUAUUGAUGAGGUAGGUGACACUACAAGAGCUGAAUUCUGGACAUGAUUGUUUCCACUAAUUUUGAAUGUGGCCAAUAUACACAAUCCAAUACCAUUGGCGUACGAGAUACGUGAACGCUGAAUUUACCACUGCUGCGCCCCUCCCCCUCCCCCCGCCCGCCCCCUUAAUUGUUGUUCGGGCAGCGUGUACUUACAAGAAGCGAGACCCUGAACCAAGAUGACCAAGAAGCGAAGUUCAUAUAUGCACCAGAUUUUGCUUUCCUCGGACGUAGGGACCUUCCCCACCAACUUAAACAGGUAGGACCAGGGAUCUAUUCCAGUAAAGCUGGGAGUCUUUUAGCACAUGUUAAGUGGCACUGCGUAGCGUAUUAAGUUAGAAAUCUUAUACGAUUUAGGACUGCAACGGCCACCAAUAGUAAUUUAUUUAAAGUCAAUAGAUAGUGAGUGAUUACUCAAUCUCCCGAGCCAUAGGCUCAUGUUAAAAAUGCUCGUUUAUUUACUCUAUGGGUGACCACAUGUACAAAUUUGAAACAAAGUAAGAUCCAAUACAAUAAAUCAUUGAAAAUAAUUGAAUAAUUACAAUAUAUGAAUAAUUGAGACAUUGUCUUCGCUCUGUUUGCAACGCCCAAUCACAGAUUUUCACGUCUUACGCAACGGCUGCAUUUCAAGCCUCAACAUGUCAACUUCAAACCGGGUUCAACAGAACUUUUCCCAAACAUAAAACUCAUGUCUUCAACUUCGAAGACUGUUUUAAAUUCACACGAUUGAUAAUAUACCACGAAUUAGCUUUACCACCAUUUAUUUGAAUGAUUUUAUUUUGCCCGUCGUCGUCGCGUUGCCGUCCUAAAAUCGUAUCGUCUCUAAUAAUUCAAAAAGGAAGAAAUAUGCGCGUUUCCGAAUUAAUCUCUUAGAUGAUAUUUGGAACACCUUUUAAGUUGUCCCUCCCGUACGUCGAUGUGGUGAAUGUUGUUAUAAAUGAAUUUAUUAAUUAACGAAGAGACAAUGUUUUUUUAUCUGAUUUGCAUGAGGCAGGACUCAGAACUAAAAACCCAUAUUAUUAGUGUUGCGAUUUAAUUACAUACGUCUCCAAUAUUGUCCUAUCUCACUAGUCAUGACAAUUUGUCACGACUUGUGAAAUGACAUUUCGUCACGACUUGUGAAAUCAAUUGCAACGAAUCGUCACAAGAUAUGAAUGGGAAACCUAGAAUCGGAUUACAUGAGGUUACUACAAAGUGUGCUUACGUGGGUCGAGCUCGCCGAAAUUCGUCACGAUUCGUGAAAUUAUAAAUAUAAAUAUAUAUGUUCGUUACUCGUCCUUCAAAACAGACGUGAUUUAUAAAUAUCAAAAAUGGUACAGAAUGCUAAAGACUUUCGAACUUAUGCCAUUUUUCAGAGAUGUUGUCAUUUCUAAUGACAGAAAACAUAUCAUAUAAAACAUUUUUGUAUGUGUGCUUGUGCUAUGUACUCAGGUGAAUAAUUAUGAUGUUUAAUUUUAUAACUCGAAACCGAUUUGACCUCGCAGCUCAGUUGGCAGAGCGUUGGACUAUCCCAAAAGUCGCGGGUUGGAUUCCCACCGUGGUCAGGCAAAUAUUACUGCUUUCCGGUGUGGAUGCACACUCAGGGUAACAUCACAAACAUCAUAGGCCUAUCAUUUGAUCACGUUAAAUAAAUGUUAUUGUAUUGUAUUGUAUUGUAUAUGAAAGUUCAAAUUCAGCUAUGUUCUAGUUUUUUUAAUAUUUAUCAAAUGAUUUUUAAGGUUAAUUUCUUUUUAACGUCCCUGUAAAUUGCCGCUUUUGAUCUCGAUAUUGUUUUAGUUUCAAACAAUGCGUUUUAUAUUGUAUUACAAGGAAGCCAAUAUCUUCAGAGAAAAUCUCAUUUAAUUAAUUAAGCAAAUGUAGUACUAAAACCGGCGAAACGAGGCCUUCACCAAAGGAGUUAUGUUAAAGUUAAUGGCCUGACUCAGUUUACCUAUUUAUAAUUAUACAAGCUAUAAACCAAUAUCGACAUCAUAAUUAAGCAGCAAUUUACAGGAACGUUAAAAAGAAAUUAAACUUAAAAAUCAUUGGAUCAAUACAAAAAAAAACUAGAUCAUAGGUGUGUUUGAAUUUUGAUGAAAAGGAAUAAAUUGACUUGCCGAUAUCUGCAUGGUCUCGUGCCAAUAUCUGCAUGUAUUGAAAACUAAGGUGCCUUGCACGAUACUCGAUCGACAAAAAAUUGUCUGAGAUUUGUGCGGCAAAAGGGAACCUAAAGUAAAUUGCAACUUCUUGUAUUAUAUAAUUAUUGACAAAGUUGAGUAGUAAAAUAAAAUGGGGCGAUUAUAAGCAAGUAAAACUUUUAUUUGCUUCCUAUAUCCGACUUAAUUGCUGCAUGUUUCGGAUUGGACUAAUUAUGUUCUGAAUAUAUAUUUAUUACAUGGGUGUAGAUCUGCCGGCUGGUUAAGCCAAAAAAAAUAUGUGGGUUUCCGGUUUCCCGUCCCUACCUAGCUUUUGGACGUCGAAAUCCCGAUCCUAAACUUUUUUAUUGGAUCGUGCUUGUAAGUGUUUCCACUUAGAGGAAAAAGUUUGUGGAAAAUUGAAAUUUGAGACAAUAUUAGGGAACUUUAUCUUUGGAUGUGGAAGCACUGACUAAACAAAAUGGCGUCCGCUUGUUCGGAAUAUUAAAAAAAAAAGUUUAAAAAAAAAGGUUAAAACCGACCUACCCUACCUAAGGUUUUAUAAGAAGAAACUGGAAACCCACAUAUUUGUUUUGGCCUUACUUGUACCGCAAUGAUUUCAUGAGCAUUUUUUUAUAAUUUUUAAGUUAUUUUUGUCUUAUAGAGAAAAAAUGAAAACAAGAAUGAAAGACCUGAAGGUUAGUAUUAUUGUACAUAUUUUACAAUCAUCUUCCUCGCGUGAUUUCAUUAUACUCCUCAACAUAAUCGUAAAAUGGAUUUUUUAUUUAUUGCAUCAAUGACUGCUUGAUAAUUACAAUCUCAUCUUUUCCCCUAUCAAGCUUUCACAAAUGAAUUUUCAUUCGUUAUAGACGACCGUCAACAUUCUGAAAGAUACAAUCUUAUGGCAUUUUUUGUUACAAGCUGUCAACUGCUAUUUUCUAGCUUACACAUUGGUGAACAAGAGUAUAUAUGUUGGCACCUCUGAUUUUGGCUUUAUAUUUAAAAAAUUCAGAAUUUUAAAAUUUUGCCUCAUGAAGUAGCCUAAUAUGUUGACUAAAAAUGCAAAAUUUCAAGUUUACUUUUCACAAAAAUAAUCUAAUCCAUUAUAAAGACCGCAGAAAAGUAUAUAUAAGACAUUUAGCGAGUAGUGUAAAUUUUCAAGCCAGUUUUGAGUAGCAAAGGAGCAUAAAGGUGGCAUCAAUUGGCGCAUUUUCCAGUGGUAAAAGCUCAAAAUUGGCAACAAAAAUCAUACUACACGCUUAAAUGUCUUAUAUAUACUUUUUUGCGAUCUUUCUACUGGUCUAGUUUGUUUUUGUUAAUUAAAUUAAAGUGAACUUGUAAUUUUGCACUUUUCUCAUCAUGGUACUUUUUAUAAGAAUAUUUCUGUUACGAGUUGCCAACAUGUCUAGCCUUGUUCGUUGAUGCAUAUACUCUACGAAAAUGUCAGUUGGCGGCUUGUAAAAACAAAUGCCAUCAAACAAAUUUUGUUGCGCAUUUUCAGGUUUUGGCCAGCCGCCUAUUAAUUGAGCCUGAAUACGCAUUACCAAUUACAUUAACUAUUUCAUACUAGAAAAUACAUGCAGCAGCCUCGCCUUUCGUAACAGAUGAAGUAUAAACACUCCACAUAAAGUAUGAAGACCAUCAUUAUAAACAAACAUAAAAACACAACUGAAGCGCUAGUUUAUUAAACGAUAACAUUCGCAGCAAUUUCAUGUAUACCAACUUGCGUUAAAAACAUUAUUUAUUGUGAAUUAUCGAGUUAAUGUAAAAACAUCAGAACAAUUAUUUAAUACAAAUUUUGUUUCACGGUUGAACAGCCUAGUACUAAUUCAUGAAACUGCAGGCUUAUUUCCAGUUAAAAUCGAAGAAAAAAAGUCGACCAGUUUUGUAAACUUUUUAACGAAAUUUAAAACAAUCACUUUUAUAUAGACUUAGUUGUACUCCCGCAUGCGCAUAACGUCGAAAACCGUCGAUGACAUAAACAAAUUGGAGGACAACUUUGAACUUCGCUUUCACACGGCGCUUCGCGCCUUUGGAUCGGGGAUGAAUUUUCAUUCCUGAUGAGUGAACAAUUGAUAUAUGAAACUCAUAUUUCAAGUUUGACUAUUAUGGACAACACGCGCUAGCUCAGGCGUUCACACGCACUGGCUAGCUCAACCGUUCAAAAUGGCAACUUGCGUGGUAGAUCAAGCGUGGUGAUAGGGUAGUGGUUGGAUUUCAAUCAUAAUAUAACAAGACGUCCGCACAGGCACACGCGUGAAUUUAUGCUGCUCGCAACUCAACCUGGCAUACCUUGCGCACUGACAGUAAGUGUCUUAUUGGUUAUAAAUCAAAUUGUCCUGUAUACGUGUCGGAUUUCAUAGUUUGAAAAACGAUUGCUUGCCGUUUGUACCGUUGUCUCUGGUCUAAAUUCAUUUAAGGUUUCUCUCUACACCUUUUUACAAAUGGAAGAUUUUGAUAUGGCAACAAAGGCGUUUCAAUGUAGCAGUAUUUUCGGUUUAAUGUAAUUUUACUAGAAAAUAAGGACGGUAACCCCAAUUUUUAUUUUAUAGCAUGAAUUGUUUUUUAUGUUAAAUCAUUUCGAUGAUUUAAAAAAAAUUUCUGUCAUGCCAAAAUUUUUCGAAAACGGAAAAUGUAAUAAUUCGUAACAAAUUUUUCUUUAUAUGUGAAUUUUUUUUUAAAUUAUAACAACAAUUCAACAUUUUUUUCUGUGUUGGUUUUAUGUCAUCCAUUAUCGUAUUCACCUGAAUACAUAACACCAACACGGAAAAAAUAAUCAUGCUUACUAGAUUGCAUUAUUGAUAUGGAAGGAACUAAACCUCAGUUCCGAAAUAUCACAUACUCGAAUCUACCUGACCGCGUAGCUCAGUUGGCAGAGCAUUGGGCUAGUAUUCCAAAGGUCAUAGCUUAAUCGAUUUCUACCGUGGCCAGGCAUAUUUUUCAAGCUCACCCGGUGUGGAUAUACACUCAGAGUAACAUCACAAUCAUCAACAACAAUUCAAAAUAUUAACGUAUUCUUUUUCUGAAAUGAGAGUUGGGGUAACCGACUAUAUUUUCAAAUGAAAUAACUUUAAACGCAAAAUAUCGGACAUUUUGAAGCGCUAGUGUUACCAUAGCAACGGCAGUUGCGAUUGCAUUUUCAAACCAGUCCAACUUUGUGGUAGUUAUCAUUUAUCGAAUUGGACUUUCUUUCUCCUUUAAAUAUAGGAAUUGUUGAAAUAUUGGAUCUAAAUCUGAGGUCUUCCAUUCUCAAGUAAACUGUAGGGAGCCACCUUCAAGGAAUAAGAAAUAUUUGAAUGACCUAAAUGUUGGCAAUUUUGUCCCCUUUGCCUUUUAGGCAGCAACAGGUGUAUGGAUCCCCUAGCGUUCCCCAGUUCCACAUCCCUGGAUGUCCAUCCAGUCCCUGGAUGAAAUCCAUUUUAAAUAAUAGCAUGUCAUAAAUUUGGGAACAAAACAACAUUUAUAGUAAUGUUACAAACGACGUUAGCGAUUGGUUUCAAAAAGUGAAAAAAAAUAAGAAAAAUGACCUGUUCCAGUCUAGAAACAAAAUUGAUUUCACUCUUGAAUCUAUUUAUAUCUUUUUCAAAAGUUUGGUAUGAAAGGAUACAGGAUAUCGUUUUCAUUUUUUUAGAAGUUGUGAAAGAUCUAACCAGAGAGAAUCCGGGGAAAAGCUGCAAAGACAUCAUGAGUACCAACAUUCCUAAGAGUGACUUGUACUGGAUUCAACCGGACGGCGAUUCUUCUCCUGUCCAAUCAUACUGUGACAUGAUUUUCCAGGAAGGUGGUUGGACCUUGGCUAGCUACGGACACGUCGCAACGACGGGCUAUGGUGUAUUUGAUGAUCGAAAUAAAAAUAUCCCCAAUAUGAACCAUCCUAGCGGCUACACCUGGCAUCCAAACAAACGUAAUAAUUCCCAAGGCGUUAUAGGACUUGAACACGGAGCAGUAAAUUUGGCUCGAGGUGCGAAAAAUAUGAUAAUGGCAGGUGGAGGGAAUCCGGUGUCAGGUGGUAUCAACGGGUACAGUUAUGUCUACUUCAUUGAUAUCAGUAACAAUUCAAACAAGAUCACGUUUGCAAACCACAACCGUUACCAUGGAGCUAUUGGAACCACCAAUAUUUCCAAGAUGCAUGUCGUUGAGUUCACGGUUAAAGCUCUGAAAGGUGAAACUGGAAGUGAAAAGAGAUACGCUUUGGCUGAAGCUCUGGGUGUCACUUGGGGUGACACCUACCCAACUGGUUACGGAUUUGCGCCAUCUAAUUCUCAGUAUGGAUCUUGGGACAGAGGUCCUUUUUUCCCCAGUGUUCAUACUGGAGAUAGACCAGCUGGGGGAUGUACAGCAGUUAAAUCCUAUCCACCAGACGUCGACAAAGGAUGUCCUAAUUAUGCCCAUUAUGGAUGGCAUUCUCUAUUUACCACCCAGAAGACUGGACAAACGUCAAUAUGGUUCAAAUAACUGUACAGUAUCAUUACUUACAUUAUCUUCUUGCACGUAACUUCUUGUUGUUUUAAAAUAGCAGGCUUAUUAAGUUGUUUAAGUUUCCUUUGUUAAAAAGGGUAUAGAAAACAAUAUAAAAGGGGCAUAAUUGUACAUUUUAAUAGUGUAUAUGGAUAUAAUAUAUAUAAAGGGAGUAAUGUAAACAGGGUAUAAUAGAAUAUGAAAAAAAGACGCGACAAUAAUAAUAGUCUCUCUAAUGGAAAGAGUCC
Paramuricea clavata is the source of this 6890-nucleotide messenger RNA. NCBI's taxonomy places the organism in Eukaryota, Metazoa, Cnidaria, Anthozoa, Malacalcyonacea, Plexauridae. The record is from the annotation of a GenBank genome assembly.